Molecule: messenger RNA, 390 nt
Organism: Procambarus clarkii (red swamp crayfish)
Lineage: Eukaryota; Metazoa; Arthropoda; Malacostraca; Decapoda; Cambaridae
Source: RefSeq, a predicted model, not a curated record
AUGGGUAUAAAGGCGAAAAUUUAUUGGGACAAAGUGGUAUCCGACACGAGUAAGGUAAUACGAGAAAGGGAUAAGGUGGAUCCCGGCAGGGAUAAGGUAUAUCCCGGCAGGGAUAAGGUAUAUCCCGGCAGGGAUAAGGUAUAUCCCGGCAGGGAUAAGGUAUAUCCCGGCAGGGAUAAGGUAUAUCCCGGCAGGGAUAAGGUAUAUCCCGGCAGGGAUAAGGUAUAUUCCGGCAGGGAUAAGGUAUAUUCCGGCAGGGAUAAGGUAUAUCCCGGCAGGGAUAAGGUAUAUCCCGGCAGGGAUAAGGUAAAUCCCGGCAGGGAUAAGGUAUAUCCCGGCAGGGAUAAGGUAGCAACUAUCAAAAGAAGGCGCCAAAGCCGGGAAGACUAA